GCUAGCGGGCGCUGCUGGUUCGGCGAGUUGGAACCGAAUCGAAGACAAGCACAGGUGGAUGAGACGGGAUGUCGGAUGAAGCGCUAUAUCCGAACACACCGACAGGUGCAGUACGCUGGAGUCAAGACUGAGUGCCAGUUUGGGAUCUAGGCCCCCCGUGCUUUCAGACAGUUCCCUGUAAAUCCCGAAGCUGCACUUGAGCCAAGAUGUCCUGCUUCCGAGAGAAUUUCUGGGGGGAGAGGAACGCUGGGUUCGACGUCCUUUAUCAUAACAUGAAGCAUGGGCAGAUUUCCACCAAGGAGCUGGCGGAGUUUGUCCGUGAGAGGGCUGCAGUGGAGGACAGCUACUCCAAGUCUAUGAGCAAACUCUCCAAGAUGGCGAGCAGCAGCAGCCAGCUCGGAACGUUUGCGCCCAUGUGGGAGGUGUUCCGCGUCUCCUCGGACAAGCUGGCGCUGUGCCACCUGGAGCUCACGAGGAAGCUGAGCGACCUCAUCCGGGAGAUCAACAAGUACGGGGACGAGCAGGUCAAAGUUCACCGCAAGACUAAGGAGGAGGUGACGGGCACUCUGGAGGCUGUGCAGAGCAUGCAGGUCUCCAGCAGCCACAUGCACAAGGCCAGGGAGAGCUACCUGAGCCGGUGUGUGGAGCUCGAGCGACUCCACAAGGAGGGAGCCAACCAAAAGGAGGUGGAGAAGUGCAAGUUCCUGUAUCCCUUGUUGACACUCCGGUAA
Molecule: messenger RNA, 731 nt
Organism: Polyodon spathula (Mississippi paddlefish)
Lineage: Eukaryota; Metazoa; Chordata; Actinopteri; Acipenseriformes; Polyodontidae
Product: F-BAR domain only protein 1-like
Exons: 8
Coding region: 207-731 (174 amino acids)
Biological process (GO): clathrin-dependent endocytosis; clathrin coat assembly
Cellular component (GO): clathrin-coated pit; plasma membrane; clathrin-coated vesicle
Source: RefSeq, a predicted model, not a curated record